Messenger RNA from Rhinolophus ferrumequinum (greater horseshoe bat), 2854 nucleotides. It is a transcript of the gene SCTR, whose product is annotated as secretin receptor. The transcript has 13 exons. NCBI's taxonomy places the organism in Eukaryota, Metazoa, Chordata, Mammalia, Chiroptera, Rhinolophidae. The coding region runs from base 230 to 1588 and encodes 452 amino acids. Gene Ontology annotation, molecular function: G protein-coupled peptide receptor activity; secretin receptor activity; peptide hormone binding. Gene Ontology annotation, biological process: cell surface receptor signaling pathway; brain development; adenylate cyclase-modulating G protein-coupled receptor signaling pathway. Gene Ontology annotation, cellular component: plasma membrane. The record is from RefSeq and is a predicted model, not a curated record.
CAGGCAGCGCCGCGUCCUUAUCAAUGGGCCGGGCGGCAUAGCGUGCGGCCACCUUUUCCGAGGAGGCGCAGUCCCGGGGUAGCCGCGGGUCGCCUGGCCCAAUUAUGGCUCCUCCCGGCGCGGCGGCGGGCCGGCAUCUGGGACCCUGCGGGGGGCGCUGAGCUCCAGAGCCCGCGGUGAGCACGAGUGGGCGGCCGUCGGGGCUGCCGCCGGGAGCGCGCCGGGCACCAUGCGCCCCUGCCUGCAGCCGCGGUCGCUGCGGCUGCUGCUGUUGCUGCUCGCCGGCGCGGCGCACACCGUUGGAGCCCUCCCUCGGCUGUGUGAUGUGCUGCGGGUGCUGCGGGAGGAUCGGGACCAGUGCCUGAAGGACCUCGCCGAAGAGAGGACAGGAGACCUGGGCAGAGAGCAGCCCGCCCCAGGCUGCGCGGGGCUGUGGGACAACAUGAGCUGCUGGCCCUCUUCUGCUCUGGGACAGACUGUGGAAGUGGAGUGCCCGCGAUUCUUCUGGAUGCUCACAGGCAGAAACGGUUCCAUGUUUCGAAACUGCACACAGGGCGGCUGGUCAGAAACGUUCCCCAGGCCUGACCUGGCCUGUGGGGUUAAUGUGAACGACUCGAGCACGGAGGCCAACGAGAAGCGGCACAAGUACCUCCUGAAGCUGAAGGUCAUGUACACCGUGGGCUAUAGCUCCUCCCUGGUGAUGCUCCUGGUUGCCCUCAGCAUCCUCUGUGGUUUCCGGAGGCUCCACUGCACCCGAAACUACAUCCACAUGCACCUGUUUGUGUCCUUCAUCCUGCGUGCCCUAUCCAUCUUCAUCAAGGAUGCUGUACUCUUCUCCUCAGACGAUGGCUUCCAGUGUGAUACCCACAGGGUGGGCUGUAAGCUGGUCAUGGUCUUCUUCCAGUACUGCAUCUUGGCCAACUACGCCUGGCUGCUGGUGGAAGGCCUCUACCUUCACACACUCCUCGUCAUCUCCUUCUUCUCAGAAAGGAAGUGCCUGCAGGGGUGCAUUGCCUUCGGAUGGGGUUCCCCAGCUAUUUUCGUUGCUUCGUGGGCUAUCACCAGACACUUUGUGGAAGAUGUUGGGUGCUGGGACAUCAACGCCAAUGCAUCUGUCUGGUGGGUCAUUCGAGGGCCUGUGAUCCUGUCCAUCCUGAUUAAUUUCAUCCUUUUUAUAAACAUUCUAAGAAUCCUGAUGAGAAAACUUAAAACCCAAGAAACAAGAGGAAAUGAAGCAAACCAUUAUAAGCGUCUGGCCAAAUCCACCCUCCUGCUGAUCCCUCUCUUUGGAGUCCAUUAUAUCGUCUUCGCAUUCUCUCCAGAUGAUGCCAUGGAGAUCCAGCUGUUUUUUGAAUUGGCCCUUGGCUCAUUCCAGGGCCUGGUGGUGGCCGUCCUCUACUGCUUCCUCAAUGGGGAGGUCCAGCUGGAAGUUCAGAAGAAGUGGCGGCAGUGGCACCUCCACGAGCUCCCACUGCGCCCCGUGGCCCUCAGCUCCUCCUUCAGCAACGGCACCAGCGGCCUCACCCAUGGCACCACUGUCAUCCCCUCGGAGCCAAGCCGGGGCACCUGCAGGGCCAGUGUCAUCUGAGAGGCUGGAGCAGGGCCACAGACAGAGGCCACGCCAGGUCCUAUGAGGGCAGGACACUGCUGCAGGACAGUCUGUCUUCCCGGCAGACACCGUAUGUUCUCCUGUCCUCCAGGCCUUCGGGUUGGGGGUGCAGUGAGAAUUCCUCAGAACUGAACAGAUGGGACUUGGGGCACUACGGCGGGGGGUGGAGGCCAGGGCUUUGGGUCUGUUGUGUUCUCCCGGGAAGAGCAGUUCAGGGGUCCCAGAAGGGCACAGGGAAAUGAAUGGUAGCUGGGAUGAGAUUUGGUAUCAGUAUCUGUCAGUCUUUUUGCCUUUCAGACACAGGCGAGGGAGGAUGCUCUGGCCCAGUCCCCCAUGCCUUUCUGCAGAAGGGGGCUUCCCUGAUCUCCAUUCGUUUUUAGGGACAAGCUUAGAAGCCUAGAAAACACGAGAAAUGGAGGCCUUUGGCCCUACGUGGAUCUUUCCCGCCCCUCAUUGCAACUCACCUGUCCAGUAGUUCUCAUCCUAAAGCCUUCAAGACAGUAACUGAAUUAAUCUGAUCAAGACCCAGGAGUCCAGGAGAACCCCAGGACCCCCCACUCCCUUUUAGUAACCCUAGCAUGGUAUGAGAUGUCCCUCUGUUCUUACUGCUCUCAAUCAGCUAUCCACAGCCCCCAGGGCAGGUAUAGCAGGAGACGGGGCAUGAUCCCACUUGACAGAAGAGAAACAGGUUCACCAAGGUCCUAUGGCUUGCUCAAGCUACUGGGCAAAGAAGUGGCAAAGUCCAGUCCGGGGCUUUCAGUCUCAAAUCUCAACGCUCCAAGGCUGUUUUACAUGGCCCAUCUACCAGCCCCAUUGGGGAUUUUAAUCUCACCUUUUCCUGUCUGGAUCUGUCCCCUUGAAUAUCAACACUCCCUCCCCACCAGCCUUGUGAGGAUUAAAGAGUAUUCAAUAUUUGAACUCUUUUACAAAACAAAACCUACCAGUGCUCAGGGGAAUGAAAUCUGGACAUAGUAGAGAACUCCUCCCCCCAAUGUAAAGAAUCUUGCUGUUGGGUGGGCCCAGCUCUAGCCCUAGCUUUGGGUGAUCCUGGACAAGAGCUAUCCCUCUCCAGGGCUUGGCUCCCUACUUCUGUACCUUCCCCCUGCAGACAAGGCGGUCACCCUUUGCUCCUUGUAGAUUGCUCCUGGUGAGAAGGCCAGGCGCCCACUUCCAGGGCUAAGAACUCAGUCUACAUGGUUGAUGAGCUCUGCUCUCCAAAACACCGAUUGGUCCACAACACCUUGC